Messenger RNA from Metopolophium dirhodum (rose-grain aphid), 1443 nucleotides. Its product is annotated as zinc finger BED domain-containing protein 5-like. The transcript is spliced from 3 exons. Lineage: Eukaryota; Metazoa; Arthropoda; Insecta; Hemiptera; Aphididae. The record is from RefSeq and is a predicted model, not a curated record. Bases 1 to 1443 code for a protein of 480 amino acids.
AUGGAAAAAUUUCUUAAUAUUAAGAGUACAACCAAGCGUUUAAAUGAAGACAACAAUAAAGAAGAAAAUAAACGUAAGUUCAGAAAAUACGAUGAUAGUUAUUUAGACUUUGGUUUUACUUACAUUAAAAUAGACAACGAAGAACGUCCGAAAUGUGUUAUUUGUUUAAAAGUAUUAGCUGCCGAUAGUAUGAUUCCAAAUAAAUUAAAGCGUCAUUUUGAAACUAAUCAUGGAUCGUUAAUUAAUAAAAAACGUGAUUAUUUUGUAAGGCAACGUGAACAAUUAGAAAAACAAUCAACCAGUUUUAUUAAACAGACAAGUGUUCCAACCAAAGCACUUUUAGCUUCUUAUAAGGUAGCAUUUCGUGUUGCUCAGAGUAAAAAACCUCAUACAAUUGCUGAAGAACUCAUUUUACCAUCAGCAAUUGAUAUGGUUUCUACUAUGAUCGGGGAAUCUGCUGCAAACCAACUUAAAAAUAUUCCCUUGUCUAAUAAUACAAUAAAUGGGGCUCGAGCUAUGGCUGGUCAUUAUGGUGGACUUCAGGCUUUAAUACGAAAAAAAGCUCCAGAAAUGAUAUGGACUCAUUGUAUUAUUCAUCGAGAAUCUUUAGCAUCACAAAAUAUGUGUCCAUCGUUAAAUACCGUACUUCAAACAGUUAUAAAAGUAGUAAACUACAUAAAAACAAGGCCUGUUAAAGCAAGGUUCUUUAAAAAAAUAUGUGAAGAAAUGGGAGCAGAGCAUACUGCGUUACUGUUUUAUUGUAAUUCUAGAUGGCUAUCAAAAGGAAACGUACUAAUACGAGUGUUCGAACUUAGACAAGAACUUUACACUUAUUUGAGUAAAGAAACUAAUAUUCUGCAAUUAUAUGAUAAAGUGGUUGCUUUUAUUAAAAAAAUCGAGUUAUGGCAAAGGAAACUAACCGAAGAAAACGGUAAAACCACGUGUUUUUCAUUUUUAAAAAGUUUUCUUGAAGAUAAUGAUCUUGAAUUACCAAUGAGCUCACUAAACAUAAUUUCUGAUCAUCUGAUGACUCUUAAAAAUCAUUUCGAGAAAUAUUUUCCAGAAGACAUCGUACAAUACAAUUGGAUUAAAGAUCCAUUUAGUGAAAACCCUUUACCAAAUUUCACAACUACUGAAGAAGAACAAUUUAUCGAUAUUUCAUCUGAUUCUUCGUUACGAAUGAAAUUUUCUUCAUUUUCACUUUUAGAAUUUUGGAGCAGCAUUAAAGAUGAAUAUUCUGAAAUAUCCAACAAAGCUUUGCGUGUACUACUACCAUUUGCGACAUCGUAUUUAUGCGAAGCAGGCUUUUCUGCAGUUGCUGUAUUGAAAUCAAAAUAUCGAUCAAAACUUAAUAUUGAAAAAGAAAUGCGUGUGGCUGUCACAACAUUGCUACCUAAUUUUGAAGAAUUAUUAAACAGAAAACAAGCACAUUGUUCACAUUAA